This is a messenger RNA of Hordeum vulgare subsp. vulgare (domesticated barley), 2094 nucleotides long. RefSeq lists its product as uncharacterized. The record is from RefSeq and is a predicted model, not a curated record. The transcript is spliced from 2 exons. The coding region runs from base 1049 to 1609 and encodes 186 amino acids. NCBI's taxonomy places the organism in Eukaryota, Viridiplantae, Streptophyta, Magnoliopsida, Poales, Poaceae.
UGCUGCAACCAGUGUUUGAAUUUGCUACAAGCGUUUAAAUUGUUAUAAUUUGUUCAUUAAAAAAUUGCAUCCACGUUUGGUUGCAACCUGAGUUCGUUUGAUUUUUUGCUACAACCGGUAUCAAUUUUUGCUACAACCAUUCACUAAAAAAGUUAUAUACACGUUCGUCACCAGAUUGUUUUGCUAUCACGCAUCAUGUGUGAUCGAAAUUUGCUACAUCGUUGUUUAUUUUUGCUUCAAUCGAUGAUUUUUGCUGCAUAGACGGAUCUGACGGUCAAACCAGAUCCAACAAAAAUCAACAUGAUAAGUUUUUUAAUUCGAAACUUGUUAGGGGCCGCACGAACGCGUACCUCUCUAUCACAAAUUAUGACGUCCAUUCUUCUACAAAGAGAAGAUGAUAGAUCAACGCGCUCACAAUGUGCAAUGUAAACCGUUAACCUAGGCCACGAGCCAUGGCGAGUCGCAGCGUUCCUUCCCCACCGGUUUCGACCACGACCCGCGUACUCCCUCGCCCGCGUUUAGCGCCGGCCUCAACACACAGUACAACUACUCACCGCCGACGUACUCGUCAGCAGCCGCGCAUGCAUCGUCUCUGCGACGUGGCGUCCUUCCGUUCGCGCCCACUCCAUCGCUCCAGUUUAACUACGCCGACGCCACCGACAUGGACGAGAUCAUCACAAGCGGCUCUGUCGUCGCCCGCGUCACACCCGAAGUUCGGCGCGCAAGAUGAAACAAUGGACACCACCAGCGACAUCGACGACUAGCUCUACGACGACGAGGAGGGGGAGGGGGAGGACGAGGCGGUGGAGGUGGAACCUGAUCCAGUGUCGAAGAAGGGAAGGGAGAGAAAGUGGGCGGCAAACGUCAAGCCGGCCGAACCUCUCGUCAAGUGGACGUCCAAGCAAGACGAGUGCCUUGCCCAAGCGUGGAAGUGUGUCAGCAUCGACCCGAUCACUGGCACGAAUCAGAACAGCGACACGUACUGGGGAGAAUCAAAACGGCGUUCGACGAACGCAAGUUGGUCGACCACGACUUCGCCAGCAUCCACAUGGACCGUGGCGAUGAGGCGAUGGCGAACCGCUGGUCGACUACCCAGACGGCCCGCAAAAAGUGGCAUGGCAUCAUGGAGGAAGUUGCAGCUUGCCCGGAAAGCGGCGCCAACGUCAAGGGUCAGAUGCUUUGGAUGUUCGCCAUGUACCGCGCCGACAAUGAGGACCAAGAGUUUAGGUUCCUUCACGUGUUUUCUAGGAUCCAUUCGUGCGAGAAGUGGAGGGAAGUUCGGCUCGCUCUCGACAAGGCCAAGGAGACCUACAACCCAGACGCGCAUGCCCCCGCUGCGGCAGAAGGGCGCCCAGAUGGUACAAAAAAAGCCAGGGGCGGCGAGGGGCGCAGUGCCCGCUGCCCAACGGCUGCAGGCUUCGAUCGAGCAAUGUAUCGCCGACGUCAAGAGCAAUGUUGCCAAGAGGGAGGAGAAAUCCGACAUGCGGUGCUCGGCGUUGAUGAUCAACGUCGUUGUAAAGAAGAGGAACACCGAUCUGGAGUUCUUGAUGGGGGCAAACACGUUGACAAUGGACAAAAAGGUGAAGGUGUGGUACAUAGUACAACGUGACUUCAUCUUGAACAAGAUGAUAGCGCCGAUGGCGAUCGCAACUAUGACCACAACAGCGACCGCAACGACGACCACGACGACAACACCCAGCCACGCAGAGCGCACGCCGACCGCGAGCCCGACUACGCCGACGACGAAAAGCCCGACGACUCCGAUGAUGAGGCCGUCAACGCCGGUGGAGGAGGAGCCGCACCCGUUGAGUCGACCGUGUGAUCCGUUUUUUAUCCUUUCCUUUUGAUUGACGAACUAUUGGUGUGUUUGAUCGCCAAACUAUGACACUAAUUGCCGAACUCGCGACGUGUUUUUGAUGACGGGAAAGUGGAAUUUGAAAACGUUGACGUCUGGGGCCGAAACCUCGGGGCGCGGCUAGAAACUCGCUCGCCCCAGGCUGAGAAUAGCGUCGACGCGUCAAAAAAGGCUAUCGCCGGACGCACUGGAAGCCAAACGGCUGGAGAUGCUUUAAGGCCCUCCACUAUGGAGGUCAA